Messenger RNA from Anopheles stephensi (Asian malaria mosquito), 7158 nucleotides. RefSeq lists its product as uncharacterized. The transcript has 6 exons. Lineage: Eukaryota; Metazoa; Arthropoda; Insecta; Diptera; Culicidae. Gene Ontology annotation, cellular component: nucleus. Gene Ontology annotation, biological process: positive regulation of apoptotic process; protein phosphorylation; intracellular signal transduction. Gene Ontology annotation, molecular function: ATP binding; protein serine/threonine kinase activity. Bases 904 to 6660 code for a protein of 1918 amino acids. The record is from RefSeq and is a predicted model, not a curated record.
CGCCAUUCGUCGAACGACUGCUGGCCGCACCGGACGACACCUGGAGAAGAGAGCCCACAGAGAAGCGAGCGCGUGUGCAAAAAGGCUUACAAGUGCGUGACGGUGUGUGAGCGCGAGUGUGUGUGUGUGUGCUACGGAUUCACAGGAGAAGGAUUCGAUCAUCCUUGUGCCUGUCCGGUGUUCAGUGCUCCCGGCGACGAUAGCGUUAGUGCGGUAGUGUGCGCGUGUGUGAGAUUAAUCGACGUGAUUAAAAUAGAAGCUAAGCGGCAAGUGUUUGAUGGAAGAUGGUAGUGAUGUGUAAAGCAAACGGCAGUGCUUUUGGUUAACAUUGUGACCUUCGGAUGGUAGGAACACAGGCAGGCACAAUAGAAACAGUGAGUUGUAAAGGAACAAUAUGUAGGCUCUACGAAAAUGUGUGCGAAUGUAUUUUACACAGUUUAGAAAGUGAAACAACAAGCCGGGGGUAAUUUCAAACAUUUCGAAGGCCAAAUUCAGUUUCCCUCUGCUGCAGCAACCACUUUUACGAAACAUUCCGGCUGAAGAACUAAUUUGGAAAUAAUUUUUAAGUGCGUGCAUCAUUUUCACUUUCUCAAAGCAAAAAACAAAAACCUUCCGUCUGCUGAACAAUCGGUACCGUAGCGGGUGGAAGCGAAAGAACGUCCCAUAAACGGAGCGGAUCUAUGCAGUGACCCACAUCUUUAGACCCUCCGGCUAAUUUUUGAAGUGUUUUUAAAUCGGUGAUUACACACGCCACACGCCGGAAACGGAACAUCGCGGAACACGUGUAGCAGCAGCCACCGUCGAAGCCGAAGCCGGUGUUGUAGUGUGACACGUGGUUAAGUGUUUGGAGCAUCAGCCAGAAAUCGACAUUCCGGAAUUUCGGCGAACGGGGCGGCCCAAGAGAUGGGACUGCUUGAAUGGAUCAAAAAAGACAAGCGUCACCGACGGCGCGACAGUGCUCCCCCGAAGGUGGGCCAAGGUCAAGAUUUAGCCUACCUGGAGGCGUUGGCAAAGUUCAACGAGUGGCGUACUCAACAACGCAACAGUGACAUUUUACCUAACCUAAACACAUCACCCAGUCAGGUGAAUGCGACACUUCCACCCCGGCUAACGCUGUCCGCACACGGUACAAUCAAGGAGGAACCUUCCGGUGACGACGACAGCGACUGCGAUGGUGACUUCAGCUCUGACAUCGAGCUGGCUCGUGACGAGCGGAUGAUAUUAAACCGUACCACUAGCCGGUUUGAAGUGCCAAAGUCUCCAAGAUACGCUCGUCAUCAUCGUGCCUCAACGGCAGCUCCAACGGGUACGCCUGCCUCGCAACAUUCCGAACUGGCCCCCAAGAAACCGAAACGGUCCGUCGAGUUCUAUCGCAACAUUAACCGUAUCCCGACCGACGCAUCGUCUACCACGUCUCAGAACUCAAACAGUCAGUGGAACAACGGAUCGAAAGCGAUUGAGAAAAAUCACACCAAUCCGGCCGAAUCGAGACUGUCUCUUCCGGCGGUACUGGGCAAGGAACCGUUGGGACGGUUUCCCAAACGUUCGAAGGUUGUCACUCCGAAACCGAACAACACGAUCUACGAGAACGAGGUGGCAGAAUUUGAGGCACACCACAUUAACGGAACGUUUGGUGAUUCGUACGUGGUACAAAGCCCCCCACGGCUGUUUUACAAAGCGAACGCAAGUCCGUAUGCUGACGGUACGCCGAAGAAGCAGAGCAAUCUCAAGGCUCGUUCGCGUGUGUUUAAAGACAAGCCCGCACCGGCACCACCCGUGACGGGACUGUCUGCUUCAGCCUCUCUCAGAUUGUCCAACUGUCUACCGAAACAGCGUCAGCCAAGCGAUUCUGAUUCUCCACUGACCGGAUCCUACCGGAAGUACGAGCUUAACUCAUCCUCCGUCUACGACGAACACGUCAUCUCUUCCCGCGCCUAUCGCGGUUCGAUGAAGCCCAAAGGUGCCGACGAGCAAUCGCCCGCACCGGCCAAGCAGCGCCACAAAUCUCUCUCCUAUCAAACGAUCAUCAACAAACACGGCGAUCUGGUGGACUAUGCGCUACCGUUCAGUGACAAUGCGGACACGACGGCAGAAACCAAGCCAGAUCAAAACAGCAGCAAGCCGCACCAUACCCCGGGUCAAGACACGCUGGCCGAGAUACGAAACUGCGAGCAGCUGGUCAACGACAAUUUCCAAUUCCUGCAAACGACUGCCUUUCACGAUGAGUCUAGCUGCAUCUUUACCGAACCGAUCAGUGUGCUGAAGGGCCGAUCCAGACGGAUCGUCACCGAUCUGGAUCGGUCCAAUGCGAGCACUCUGAAGGAAGGUGACGAUGAGGAGCUCCAACAGCAGCAGAUGGAGCAGGCUGACGAGUUGCUACAACACCGCCAGCAAGAGAUCGAUGCACAGCUCGUGCAGCUGGCACUGCAGGAAGAUCCGCAGGAUAUUCUGCUGGAGCUGGAUUCGUUGCAGAAGUGGAGCAAAAGCAUCCAGAUGUCGGACGACUUUCUACAGUCGCGCUACACGGAGCGGAAUUUGUUGGAAUGUUUCCGGCGCACCGUCGGCAGCAACCUGCUGACGUGCUUCCCGAACGAGGUGCGCUACCGGGUGGGAAGCUUGCGCAGUGCCUUUGCCUGUCCGCUGGAGUUUUCCUGCGGGCUGUUCCGUGGUGUGGCGGUGACGUUGCGCAAGUACUCGUUGAACAUGGAGCGCAGCCUGUACUUUGCCGAGGAAGCUUGUCGGCGAGACUUUGAGGUGCUUGCGCAGGUUCGUCAUCCGACGAUGGUAACGCUGAUGGCUGUAUCGUACGAUUCGGCCCUCAAUCAAGCCACGCUACUGCUGGAACCGUUUGAUUUUACGCUAUUUGAUUACAUUCAUAAAAUGAAUAAGCGACUAUCGUUGAUUCAUGCGAUCACUGUCGUCCAGCAAAUCUCAUCCGCCGUCUGCUAUCUGCAAGAGUGCGGCUACAUCCACUCAAACAUAUCCAGCGGUUGCAUACUGAUGCGACGUUACCCGUAUUCCGUCAAGCUAACCUCGUUCGAGCUCACUACCGAUGCUUCCUCCGACGAAGUGCGGCGUGAAAUCGAGAACCGUUACGGGAGCACCUCUUCGUCACGCAACUCCAUGACCUCCUCGCAGAACGAUGAGCUGAAGAAGAUCACCACCUACGCCAGGCUGAUCAAGAACGAUGAGCAAUUUCUGCGUGACAAGUACCGCAAGCUGUCGACGGAAAUUGGCGAAAAUCGCUCCAAACCACACGGGGCACAGCUUUCGUUCGGCGAUACCGGUACGGGAUACGACUGUCGGGCAAGCCGCUUCCUGCCCUACUGCAAGGAGUACCGGGAAAAGUUUUCCCUGUUCUACUAUGUCGCCCCGGAGCUGCUCGUUCCGAAGGCUAGCUUUGUGUAUCCGUGCAAGAGCACCGACGUGUACUCGGUUGCGUUGCUGCUGUGGGAAAUUCUGAACGGUUACGUUCCAUUUGUCGUGUACAACCGGGCCGAGCUGGAGAAGUUGCACACCUCCGCCGAUCUUCCGCUGCCCAUGUUCGAGAAGGAACGCUGCGAGCGCUUCCGGCAGAUUUUCGAAGGUGGGCUGGGUGAUCUGAACAGUAGAAAAAUCACCAUGGGCAAUGUGGUGGAUCUGCUGGACUGUUUGCUGCUCGAGCUGGGCAUGGAGAAGAACGGAACCUACGAUUGGCUGGCAGAGGAUUACGAGGAGCGUGCAAAUUCGUCGGAAGUGAGACUGAAAAAUGAGCUGAACGACGUUCGGAAGCAGAGUGCACACGUCGAGAAAGCGGAUAAGAUCUACUUCCACACGGAGGAAUCGGAGCUGACCAAGGCACCGAAACAGCUGCCCAAAAAGCCGACUAGGAAAAUUAAUAAAACAAAAGCUUCCGCUCAGCAGCAAGCUCCCAAGCACCAAGGGCAACGAUGGUCGGAUGUGGGCUCGAAGGAACGGCUGCAAACUCUCGACAAAAAGUCACCGCUGAGCUCAACCUUUAGCCUUUCGAACUCGGCGAUCUAUCAGACAAUUUUCGAUUUUAAUAAUAAGUUUCUCUCGCCCAAAUCGUCCUCGAAGCAAGCUAUAUACGACCGAACAAGUACGGUGAAAAAGCACAAGAAGCCACCGCGCGCGAAUAAAAAGGCGGCCAAAGAGCUGUUCGAAGUGCAGGAUCAGCUUAACAAGAGCUUUAUCGAGCAGGGUGAGCAGAUCGAAAGCGGUAGACGGGAUAGCGAGUGUAUGCCUUUGCACGAACGGCAAACCGAGCGUACUUCCGUCAACUCCUUAGAACACGCAGUGUCUGAUGAGCCCGAAACGAAGCCAGAACCGAUAAGACCAUCCUGCAGUGAUUCGGAGGAAAAAUGCACCCCGGUACAGCGAAAUCAUCCGUCGAAAUCGUGCGACAGUUCGCCGGGUACGAGACGCCGCAGUAUUACACCGAAGCUGAACAACUCGUUCCGCUUCACGAUAGGCGACUUUACCCUUCCCGAUACACCGAUAGCACGCAAAAACAAAAUACGCAAGCAUGCAUGGCUGUCGGAUCAGAAGCUGCGCAUUGCAGAUGAAUCGUCGCAGCCUGCCACACCGGAAGACUGCCGCAGUAAAUCGUUCUUCAACGCGGAGCUGGCAGCUCGCAGCGGUUCCUUCCUAACCUCGACCAACCUGAACUGCUCCACGUCGCUGCAGGACAUCAAACCGAAGCGUAUCAACAUUAGCGUCAACAUUAUCCGCUCUCCUGAGACUCGCUCGACCGUCGCGACGAUGCCAACAAAUGGCACACCCAAGCUGAUCGUUAAUGGUGGUCCACCGUUCGAGGAUUCGCUGUGGAAAAAGGAGAAACUUAUAUGCGAACGCAGCCAACUGCCGGCAUCGGAUGAAGCGAAGGAAGCCAAACAGGACGAUUGCUGUUCCGGGGAGGAAAAGCAAGAAGUGAACGCUGGUGGAUCGUUGGAUGAUUCCUUGAGUGUUGUCACUGCUCACCUUUCAUCGGUCAGAGAUGUUAUUAAGAAGAUUGAAACAACGUUUGAAAAGACCGGUUUCGAUUACAGUCCGGUAAGACGAAUGGAUGGCAGUGGAAAGCGAUCGGCAACCGAGGGUAGCUCAAAGAAAAGUGCCGAAGGAUCGCUAGUGGUGGAAGAAAAUUUGCUCGUACCUACCAAAGUGCUCGAGCUGGAAAAGACUCUCGAGGCGGAGGAAACGUCCGCACUGAAGGAAACCGAUGACGGAGAACCGUUGACCAUCUUUAAAUCGGAACCUGUUGAAGUCUCACCAAUGCCGAUCCCGGCCCCACCACCAUCACCGCCAGUAUCGAACUCACCCCAGAACGCUGCUGUAUCUCAUCUGAAUGUGUUGCUGGCAAGUAAUAGCUCUAAACCAAAGGGACCGUCAACACCAACACCGUCCAUUGAGGUGCGCCAAGCACCCGAGAUGGAAACCGUUCCCGCACCGGCUACCGUCCCGGUAUCAUUCGCACCAAACUCACAACUGUUCCUUCGCCGAAAGGCACUCAAUGCUGGCAGCAACAGUUUGGCCAUCCAUCACCAGCAAACCGUUUACCGGGAGAGUGUCGUGUCCAGCACGGAACGGUUGGCAACGUUUGCCGAACCUUCGAACCUAGCUUCAACGACCACAACCACAACUACGGCCACCUCAACGGCCAUUCCACCGGGGAGCGCUAGGAAGAAGAAGCUGACCACACGCGUUACGGUAAACAUGCGCAAGAUAUCACGCCGUGCGUCGGACAUCAGUCCAGCCUCCUCGCGUCCCAACUCGGCCAACCUGGACGAUGUGGAGCUUCCGUCCUCCGGAUGUAUUACACCGACUGGAACGGGUCAGGGCUGCGGACUCGGCACCGUCCGCCACUCGUGUGGCAAUGAGCUGCUGCGUGCCUUUUCCAAGCUGAGACUGAUUGCACCGGAAGAAGCGGUAACGAAAUCCAGCUCCGGUACCGAUCCGAACGGUGGACGUUCUGGGACGCCAGUGAUUGUUGGUGCUGGUGCGCAUCAAAUGGCGACCAAUGGAGCAGCAAACCGGAUCGAUCGUUUUGUGUGCUGCAACUGUGGCAGCUCGAUGGUACCGGCAGAUACGUUUAGUGUACCCACCGGCAGUCGGAUCGGCAUGACAGCCGCGUUCGGUGAGAUGAACUUUCCGCGGGAAAGCUUCGUGUCCAUGUUUGAGCCUCCGUUGACGCCCACACCAGGCAGUGCUAUGGCUAACCGGUUUCAUUCGAUGACUCCAUUCCAGAAAUCAACCGAAGAUCUUUACAUCGAUGACGACUUUUGCCAAGGACUAAACCAUAUGGGCGCCAACAUGGAGCUGGUCGAACCACUGGACGAAGGGCAGUACCUCCUCGACACGUACGGAUACGACAUUUACGCAACGGAGAUCUACCACGCCGAGGAAGAGGAAGAGGAGGAGGAGGAGGAGGAAGGUGUGGAGGAGCAGUUCGCUUUCCCCAAUCUACUGGUCACACCUGCAGCGACAAGCGCCGAAUGUACCGACGAUGAGGCAAAGUUCCUCGAGAAGUGUUCCAAGCUUAACUCACAAUCACUAACGGCCGAAUUCGCUACUCUCGCAUCCCCAAUCGAUUGUGAGCCCCAAUCGAUGGUGGCCACUAAGCAAGAUACAGAUGCUUCACCUUUGCCGCAAACAGAACAGUGAUAAGGGAUUUAUUAAGGAACCGAUGUGUGUAUAUAAAUGUUUCAAGAAAAAGGUCAAAAUAUUACGGUUAAAAGCUAGACACUCGAAACCCGCUCAUGGGUUCGUACGAUUGAAUGCAUGUUUUGGAAAUAUCGUUAAUCAACAACUAGCAAGUAUUAUAUUGGUGGUCCCGUAAGUAGAGGAUCCAAUUGAAAAUCCCUUUCUUUUAUUAGCAUCAUAUUAAGAAAGACUUCCUUGUUUCAUCGCACACACACACUCGAACGUAAUAUCUUUCGCUCGUCAAGAAUAUUUAUUUACGCCUCGUAAUAAUAUAUCGCCAGUGUCUUCCAAACGAACCGGCCAGUAAGCACUUGAAAUAGAAAAUCGACGUCAGCACGGUGAAGAUGAAGAUUGCAUUAUACUCGAACAAGAAAAGUUUCGCCACCGCUUCCUUCCGAACGCCACGCACCUGUUUAUUGAUGUAAACGAAAUAAAUUAUUUCAUACGAAAACUAGUAAA